Camellia sinensis is the source of this 1920-nucleotide messenger RNA. The record is from RefSeq and is a predicted model, not a curated record. NCBI's taxonomy places the organism in Eukaryota, Viridiplantae, Streptophyta, Magnoliopsida, Ericales, Theaceae.
AAAAAUAAAUAAAUAAUCGCCGGAAAACUUAUCUUACCCGUUUUCGAACACAUCCCAUUAUACACAGCACAGAAGCCCUAGACGGUUUUCUAUUACUAGUCCCCAUCGCACAAUUCCAAUACCAAAUUGAGCGUCUCCCUCUAUGAAAAAAAUGGUCAACAGUGAUAAGAAUCUACAAUCGUCAAGGUAUCAAAUCGAAGAAGAAGAAAACGAAGAGCUACUAGCGAAGCCAGCAGUUUCUCCAAUCGUAAUUACCAUUUGCAGCGACGACGAGGAGGCCGACGACGAGGAGGCCACCGUCGAUCUGAGCUCGAAAAUCGUCGAGAAAUCGAUGCUACGAGCGUGUAACUCCGGCAGACAAAGCGACGGCGUUGCGGAUGAACCGAAGAGCAAUGGCGCUGCUGUGAAUUCCAACGCGAUUGAUCUCUCUUCGUCGCCGUCGCAAGAAGCUGAACUCAUGGCCGAUGUGAAGAGUAAGAAGAAUAGUAGGAAAGUGAAGAAGAGGAAGAACAAGAAGGUGGAAAAGGAAGAUGAAACUGUUGUGGUUGCAAUGGAAGAAGAGAAGGCCAAGACAAGCAAUGCUCUAGAAAUUAAUGUACCUGUGGAGCCAAAUCAAGUCAAGAUAUCUGAUAACAUUGUGCUACGGAAGCUACUUCGAGGGCCAAGGUAUUUUGAUCCUCCAGACAAUGGUUGGGCAAAAUGCUAUAAUUGUGAUGGUGAAGGUCAUGCAGCUGUGAAUUGUACCUCAGUUAAGCGGAAGAGGCCGUGCUAUGUUUGUGGGAGUUUGGAGCACCAUGCCAAGCAGUGCACAAAGGGACAAGAUUGCUUCAUCUGCAGAAAAGGUAGCCACCGUGCAAAAGAUUGUCCAGAAAAAUACAAAAGGGGAUCUCAGAAUUCAAAGAUAUGCUUAAAAUGUGGGGACUCUAGUCAUGAUAUGUUUUCAUGCAAAAAUGAUUAUUCGCCUAAUGAUUUGGAGGAUAUACAAUGCUACAUUUGCAAGAAUCUUGGCCAUCUUUGUUGUGUCGAUUUUACCAAUAAUGGUCCAAGAGAACUUUCUUGUUACAGAUGUGGUCAGUUGGGCCAUACAGGUUUGGUGAGUUUAUUCAAUGGCUUCUUAUUUGCUGGUAUAGGAUAUAUUCUCAUUGUACUGUUUACAACAUUUUGAAAGUUGAGGACAUAAACUAAUUUUAACGGGAAAAAAAAGUGGAAUGCGAUUUUGUUGAUUCUCCUUUCUUUGGCUGGCACCCUGUUUUUCUCACUACCAUACCAUUUGAACUCAUCCAUUAUGUUAUUCAGUCUCCACCAUGUAGAAGUUUGAGGAGGUCAAAUUUGCUGGAAAAUUGGAGAUUGAGAUUUUUUGAGUUGAAUUAUUUAUUUAGAUUUGUGCUCAAAAUAAUUGAUUUUGUGCUCGGCUUGGAUGAGGUGGUAUGGAUUUGUAGAUGCAUGUGCAUUUGUGCAUGUUUGCAUGCUGUACAAUCUUUGUGUUUGUCUUUAUAUGUAUAAUAGAUAUUAUUAUAUUACUGAGCAAUUCAUUUUAUGAUCUCCUGUUAAAUUUGUUACGGAUUUAGAAAGAACAGAGUUUUGUUUUGUUUUGUUUUGUUUUGUUUUGUUUUGUUUUGUUUUUAAUUUUUCCUUUUUAUGAUAUUGUUACGAACUUACGACAUCUGCGCUAUACUGGAAUAUAUGUCAGAUAUUUCUCUUCUUGAGUUUUUUUCGUGUGUCAACAUUGUUAUGAAUAUCCUGAAGUUGGUUUCAGAUUUUCUUAAAUUUUCAAUUGUAUCAAUAUUAUAGACCUUUCUUUUAGUAAGGGAUCUACACGGCAGUCAAUUUAGCAUUUGACUUUAUAGUCUUUAUUUUUAGUUGUCUGCAGGUGCUUGGCAAUUCUUAGAACUACUUGCUUAUUCCAAAUAAGAAAACUAU